AUAAUAUUUCGGUUUAUUAAUUUGAAAUUUUGAAUCACAGUUGUACCUACAUACUAUAUACUAAUUCUACAAAUAUAUUUUUAAAAAUGACCAAAGUAACAAACGAAAUACUUCUAACUUCUAUUAAAGAGCAUAAAGAUGUGUUGUUUGAUGCUUUUUCAAGUCAGCUUUCUCAUCAAGAUAAGGAGCAGGCAUGGAAAAAAGUUUUAGACAUUGCUAAAAGUUUGGGUCACAAACUGCCUGAAAAUAAGGGAAAUGAUUGGACAUAUUUACGUGAUACGUGAUCGUGCUAAGUACCUACAUCAAAUUUGUAAUCUUAAAAUUGGACCUAAAACUGGCUCUGCAGGAGGAAAAAAUUGCAAACUUACUACAACUGAUGAAUUAGUUUUAGACAUAAUUGGUUGGCAAUCACCAAUUGUACAGGGUCUAGGUGUACAAGAUUCCUUAGGCCAUCAUACUCAUGAAACUAUACUAGAGUGUACUAAUGAGAAUGUGGUGGCAAAUGAUGUAAAUUUUAACCAGUCUAAUUCACCAGAUACGUCAACCAUAAAUAUUAUUAGAAAUUCAUCUCCAAAUGAUAAUGUUAAAAAUAUUGAAAAAUCAAAGAAAAGAGUAGUAGUAGCCAGUUCUUCGAAACAAUAUAACAAUAUGGAUGAAUUAACAGCCUUAGAGCGUAGGAAGUUAGAACUUCAAGUUGAAUGGCUUGAAAAACAAAACUACAAAGAAACUCUGGAAAUAUUACAGUUAGAAAAUAAAUUAUUAUUGGAACAUUCUAAGUAUACAUUUGAUUUAGUACUGGAACAUAAAACUGGCAAAUGA
Messenger RNA from Sipha flava (yellow sugarcane aphid), 819 nucleotides. RefSeq lists its product as uncharacterized. The transcript is spliced from 3 exons. The record is from RefSeq and is a predicted model, not a curated record. NCBI's taxonomy places the organism in Eukaryota, Metazoa, Arthropoda, Insecta, Hemiptera, Aphididae. The coding region runs from base 256 to 819 and encodes 187 amino acids.